This is a messenger RNA of Guillardia theta CCMP2712, 745 nucleotides long. RefSeq lists its product as hypothetical. The record is from RefSeq and is a predicted model, not a curated record. Lineage: Eukaryota; Cryptophyceae; Pyrenomonadales; Geminigeraceae. Bases 141 to 710 code for a protein of 189 amino acids. The transcript has 2 exons.
CCUCGCAGACGUCCUCCACCAGCUUCUCAGCAGGCAGUCGUGUCUCUAUGUUCACAUCCGUUGACCCCUCGCUGAUCUCGGGAUCGUCACGAAGUUUCGCCUCUGCUCCCGCUCAGCCCAGCAGAUCAUCUUCGGUUAACAUGCUCGGCAGCACAACGCACGGGAUAGGAGGGGACAGCGACUCGAAGGGGGAGCUGGCGAUGGCUCAUGGGGACGAGGGGCUGAGCAGGAUAGGGCAGAGCAACCAGAUUGACUCCUUCCGCCGAUUCUUGUACGACUUGAUGAGCAAGGAGGUGGUGAUAGUGGAGGAGCUGAAAGAGGGAGACAUUGCCUGCGACCAGGAGCUGAACCCACUCGCCAUCAAAGCAUGGAGGGUGCUCAAGAUCGACGACUGGUGGGUAGCGGUGAAGCAAUGGUUCCAGCACGAUGCCAGCAAGUUCAACAUGCGAGCGUUCUUUAUGAUGCUCCGACGAAUCGGCUUCCGACCCUUCAACAAGGCUCCUGCCCCGGCAACGUCAGGGAUGGACUAUGCUCUCCGGAACAAGUUCGUCAGCGAUCACGGCUACAUCUUUGACUGUGAGACGCUGGAGAAGUACUGCCAGAGCCGUCGGAUCCUAACGAAACUAAAGCGAAAAAUGGCGGCGGCAAGCGGCGAGGGAUCAGACGAUACAAUGGAGAGCAACACGACAAGGAGAAAGAUCAUGGACUGACUUGUAACAUCAAGAUAAUCAAGCGAAUUCACUUC